Molecule: messenger RNA, 1166 nt
Organism: Paramacrobiotus metropolitanus
Lineage: Eukaryota; Metazoa; Tardigrada; Eutardigrada; Parachela; Macrobiotidae
Exons: 2
Coding region: 496-936 (146 amino acids)
Source: RefSeq, a predicted model, not a curated record
CCCAAUGAAAUGACUGUUUUUUUAUAAAUUAAUAAUUUGAUGAUUGAUCCAAUCAUGUCCGAAGUUCUGGAAAACUGAGCCACUUUUUUCAGUCUAAUCAAUAUUUGGAACUCUUCCUGACGGUCCUUUGCUUAUAGUUUUAAGAAGCCCAUAAGUUCGACGGGUUCGAGUCAGUUCAAAUAGAAUGUGCAUUCGAAGGAAACUCACUCGUACAAUUUUAUCCCGUUGGCGUUAAUAAUUAUUAUCUUUUUGUUCCGAAAUAAUUUUCGCGUUGAUCUGGAAGUAUUACCCAACAUAACAUCCUAGUCAUCCUACUGGAAUUAUUAUGACGCGACAAUUCUCGUCCAGAAUUUGAAAUUGAAAAUUCGAAAGGCAGCGAGAACUCCUAGCAGCAAGGAAAUUUGACGCGCACUUGGCGACAUCGAUCGAUAUUCGACAACGUGAAUUCUCCUGUUAAUCUCGUACCUCCCCUCCCCCCUCCCCCUUCGGCGAAAAAUGGUCCGGGGGAAGGUGAUGGAUCCCGACCUGGUGAAAGCCGUGUUCCGGCUGUAUCGGCGAGAGGGGACCUGCCGCAAAGUGGCGGAGAUCUUCGACAAAUCGCACGUGUGGGCCAACAAAAUCCUCCACAAUUACGACGAGCAGACGGGCAAACCCAAGAUCGUCAAGCCGAAGGGCCGACCCCGCAAGACCACCGCCGCGCAGGACCAGGGCACCAUCGCUUUCAUGCAACAGAAUCCGCAGCUGAGCACCGCGGAAGUCGCGUCCACGGUGCAGAUUGCCCCCCGCACUUUACAGCGGCGCCUGAAAGAGCAGAUCAAGAAGAAAAAGGAGCAGAAGUUGCCGAAGAAAGCCCAUCGUGAUCCUGCGGUGGGGGAGUCACCGCAGCCCACCCUACCGGGCCCGCCCACCAUGGCCAACGAGGAGUGGAGCAGCUAGAAUUCGAAAGGAGAAAAAUAUGUGUUGGAUGGGUUGAGCGGCCUCCGCUGAUGACUGGUGAUGUAGGAUUUGGUACAUUUCCUAGGGAAAUUCUCAGUUAUUCCAUUACAUUGGUUAUUUUGUAUUCCUUGAUUUUUUGAUAAACUCUCAUUUUGUGGAAAAUACGUUUUUUCGUAUCUCGCGCGCUCUCUGUAUUUUUAACAGAUGAUAGUAUUAGUAUUACAGAGAUG